AUGUCUCCUUCACAAGCACCCAUCCAAACCGUCCCCAUCUCCCGCCCCGCCUCACCCGUCCCUCUGAUGUACUCCAAGGAACAAAUCGAGCCCGAGUUCAUGGAGGAUCUCCGUGUCUCUGGAUACUCUCCCCUCCUCCCUCCCCAGAUCAUCCAAGAAGAGCUCCCCAUGUCGGCGGUUUCAAGAAAGGUAGUCUCGCUCGCCCGCCAACAAGCAGCCAAGAUCCUCCGCGGCGAGGACGACCGUCUCAUCGUCAUCGUCGGCCCCUGCUCCAUCCACGACCCUCGCGCAGCUCUCGAAUACGCCAAACUCCUCAAGCCCCUCGCCGACGAACUCUCGGGCGAGAUCCUGGUCAUCAUGCGUGCCUACUUUGAGAAGCCCCGUACCACCGUCGGUUGGAAGGGACUCAUUAACGACCCCGAUAUCGAUGGCACCUUCCAAAUCAACAAGGGACUUCGGAUUGCCAGGGGUCUGUUGUGUCAGUUGACGGAUAUGGGUGUCCCCGUCGGAUGCGAGUUAUUGGAUACGAUCUCGCCUCAGUUCUUGGCGGAUUUGAUCUCGUGGGGUGCUAUUGGUGCCCGGACGACCGAGUCGCAGUUGCACAGGGAGUUGGCCUCCGGAGUGAGCUUCCCUCUUGGGUUCAAGAACGGAACUGACGGGAAUAUUACUAUUGCGGUGGAUGCCAUUCGUGCUGCUUCCAAGCCUCACCACUUCUUGGGCGUCACCAAGCAAGGUCUCGCAGCCAUCACCAACACCAAGGGCAACGAACUCUGCCAUUUGAUCCUCCGCGGCGGAAACGGCGGUCCCAACUACGAGCAGGAACACAUCUCCACCGUCCGCGCCGGCCUCGUCAAGGCAAAACUCCCCGAGGUCAUCAUGGUCGACUGCUCGCACGGAAAUUCGAGCAAGAAGCACAGGAAUCAGAUCUCGGUCUCUGCAGACUUGGCCAACCAGGUCCGAAAUGGAGACAAGUCGAUUGUUGGAUUGAUGAUUGAGAGUAAUUUGGUCGAGGGUCGCCAGGAUGUCGGACCUGAGGGCAAGGAGGCCUUGACUUAUGGUCAGUCGAUUACCGAUGCCUGUGUGAACUGGGACGAUACUGUGAACAUGCUCAAGGAUCUUGCUGAGGCUGUUCGCGUAAGACGCGGUUAA
This is a messenger RNA of Linnemannia hyalina, 1149 nucleotides long. The record is from the annotation of a GenBank genome assembly. Lineage: Eukaryota; Fungi; Mortierellomycota; Mortierellomycetes; Mortierellales; Mortierellaceae.